Messenger RNA from Phragmites australis (common reed), 1029 nucleotides. RefSeq names its product pentatricopeptide repeat-containing protein At1g05670, mitochondrial-like. The transcript has a single exon. Lineage: Eukaryota; Viridiplantae; Streptophyta; Magnoliopsida; Poales; Poaceae. Bases 1 to 1029 code for a protein of 342 amino acids. Gene Ontology annotation, molecular function: protein binding. The record is from RefSeq and is a predicted model, not a curated record.
AUGGCCACUGCCGCUCCCCGCCUGUUCCCGGAUUACUACCCGCCUCGGCCUAACUCACCGGAUGACGACGCCCUCGCGCGCCGCCUCUCUUCCGCCGUGCUAGCCUCGCUGGACCCUACCGCCGUCCCGUCGCUCCCCUUCCUACCCCUCCUCCGACCCCUCCACCUCCUCCUUGCUCUCCCUCUCUUGGCCUCCCAUCCGCACAUCACCCGCCUCCUCCUCCCGCUCCUCCUCGUCGUCCCCUCCUGGCCCCAGCAACACCCGCACACUCACCUCCUUCGGUGCUUCGCCGUCGCGGCCCACCUCGCAGUCCGCGAUGACGGCGUCGCGGCCCACCUCGCAGUCCGCGAUGACGGCGUCGCGCGCACCAUCCUCGUGCGCGCCGUCCGCUUCCCGUCCCCUCACCGGCAUUUCGUCGAGCACUUCAUCUCCACCUACAAGGCAUUCUCCUCCAAUUCCGCCUCCUUCGACCUCCUCCUCCAGUGCCUCCCCUCGGCGCCCCUCUUCCGCCGCCUACGCCAAUACAGCAUCACCCCCUCCCUGGAGACCUGCAACGCCGUGUUUUCCCGCCUCCCGCUUGAUGAAGCCAUCGAGUUGUUUCAAGAAUUCUCGGACAAGAACGUUUACUCCUACAAUAUACUCCUAAGAGCGUUGUGCAGUGCUGGCCGCAUGAAGGAUGCACGCCAACUAUUUGAUGAAAUGGUGUCGCCCUUUGAUGUUGUCACGUAUGGGAUUCUUGUCCAUGGUGACUGUGCUCUUGGUGAGCUGGAAAAUGCAGUGAAGUUGUUGGAUGAAAUGGUGGCAAGAGGGGUGGAGCCGAAUGCGACAGUGUAUACAAGUGUUGUUGCAUUUUUAUGCAAGAAAGGGCGGGCUUCAGAUGCUUUAAGGGUUGUGGAGGAUAUGGUCCAGCGUAAGGUGAUAUUGGAUGAGGUGGUGUACACGACGGUCUUGAGCGGUUUUUGCAGUAAAGGGGAUUUGGCGGCUGCAAGAAGAUGGUUUGAUGAGAUGCAAAAAAACUCAGGUAUAUGA